UUACUUGCCUGGCUGUGAUUCAGUUGUUCCGCGACUUUUGCUCACAUCAAUUCGUGAUAAAGAAACCUUAGGAAUAAUUUAAUUGUCAAACCUACCGAAAUAAAAAGUAUACAAACGAUUUUAUAAAAACAAGAAAAUUUUUCUACACAAAAACAACAUGAAGUCCGUAACUCUUGUCACAAUAUUGGCUUUGGCACUCUCCUUCGCCUAUGUGCAAGCAGAUUGUGACGAUUCUGCACAGAGUAAUGAGGAUGGUGAUGUCAAGCAGUUCUUCAAGAAUUUGGGCUGUAAAAUACAGAAGGGCGCCGAAAACUUGCAGGACACCGCCAAGCCAUGGGCAGAAAAGAUCGGUACAUCGGCUAAGGAGUUCGGCAAUACAGUAGCGCAAAAGUACGACGAGUUGAAGCACAAAUUGACAGAUGACGACAAUUCGAACGGACCCUCGACUCCAUUCCCUGUGGCAAAUGCGCCAACUGAAAAGGUACCCUUGGCACCUUUGAGUGGUGAAGCAGCCGCAUCAGCAAGUAAUCCCGCUUCAGCGGCCGCAGUACCCACAGCUGCCAAAGACUAGUGAAUGCCCUAAAGGUCAAGCAGUCGAUCACCGUCGUCAAUGUCGUCCCAAUGUUUAAUGUACUACAAAAUUUACUCGUUUCUGAAUGUUCUAUGGUGAAGUGGAUCGUGCCAACAAAGGUUGAUAAGCUUAAAUUAGAGCAAAGCUUACAUUGGCUUAUAAAGCAUAAUUUGAUAAUUGGAAAAGUAAUUAAUAACCUCAAAAUCGUUUAAAACUAUCUGUGAAAUUUUAAAGCUUUUGAACAAACCACAAUUAUUUAAUUACACAUUCACAUACAUAAUACAUUUAAUCAAUCAAACAAAA
This is a messenger RNA of Zeugodacus cucurbitae (melon fly), 874 nucleotides long. RefSeq lists its product as uncharacterized. The transcript is spliced from 2 exons. The record is from RefSeq and is a predicted model, not a curated record. Bases 158 to 571 code for a protein of 137 amino acids. NCBI's taxonomy places the organism in Eukaryota, Metazoa, Arthropoda, Insecta, Diptera, Tephritidae.